This is a messenger RNA of Cucurbita maxima (winter squash), 1218 nucleotides long. RefSeq names its product 1-aminocyclopropane-1-carboxylate oxidase homolog 1-like. The coding region runs from base 86 to 1153 and encodes 355 amino acids. The transcript has 4 exons. NCBI's taxonomy places the organism in Eukaryota, Viridiplantae, Streptophyta, Magnoliopsida, Cucurbitales, Cucurbitaceae. The record is from RefSeq and is a predicted model, not a curated record.
CUCACAUAUAUUCUUUCCUCUUCUUAUUCUUAUCUUAGUUCCAUACCUCUCAACCUCCUCCUUCAAAUAGUUGACUUCCUCCGACAUGGAUCCCUCUGGUGACGACGACUCGCAAAGAGCUCGACAAGUGAAGGAGUUCGACGAUACAAAGUCUGGAGUAAAAGGUUUGAUGGAUAGAGGUGCCACGACGAUCCCGAAGUUCUUCAUCCACCCGUCUGAGAGUGCGAAUAGGAAGGUGGCAGUGGCGGAGGUGCCGGUGAUAGAUCUGAGGGAGGGACGGGGAAGGGAAGAGGUGGUGAGGGAGAUAGGGGAGGCAUGUGAGAAGUGGGGGCUGUUUCAAAUGGUGAACCAUGGAGUCCCAAAUGAGGUGAUGGAGAGAAUGUUGGAAGGCAUAAGGGAGUUUCACGAACAGGCAAGAGAGGAGAAGAUGAAGUGGUACUCAAGGGAUCCUUCACAAAAGGUUAGGUUUUAUUGUAAUGGUGAUCUUCUUGUUUCUAAGGCUGCAAGUUGGAGAGACUCCAUAGCUUUUGAGUAUCAACAUGGCCCUCUCACCCCUCAGGCAUAUCCACCCACAUGCAGAGAGGCAGUGAGUGAAUACAUAAAGCAGAUGACAGAGCUAAGAGAUAAGAUAUCAGAGUUACUAUCAGAGGCAUUGGGGCUGAGCAGUGAUUACCUUGCAGGAUUAGAAUGCAUGAAAUCUGAAACUCUUGUGUGUCACUAUUACCCACCCUGUCCUCAACCAGAGCUCACAUUGGGCACCACCAAACACUCAGACCCUUCUGCUUUGACAAUUCUCCUCCAAGACAACACUGGUGGCCUCCAAGUCCUUCAUCAAAACCAAUGGCUCCAUGUUCCUCCUAUCCCCGGAGCACUACUCGCCAACAUCGGCGACCUUCUACAGCUAAUCACCAAUGACAAGAUCAAGAGUGUAGAGCAUAGGGUGUUGGCAAGGAGCAAUGGAAAGAGAGUAUCAGCAGCAUGUUUCUUUUAUCCAAGCGCAAAACAUAGACUCACACCUUACGGACCUGCAAAAGAGUUUCAAUCAGAGGAUAACCCACCCAUAUAUAGACCCACUAACAUCAAUGAGUAUCUGAGCUACUAUAUACUGAAGGGAUUAGAUGGUAGCUCAGCCUUACCAUAUUUUAGAAUAUGAUAACCUCCUACUUGUAACAGCCCAAACUGGCUCAAUGCUAGUAGAUAUUAUCCGCUUUAGUCCGU